Botrytis byssoidea is the source of this 312-nucleotide messenger RNA. RefSeq lists its product as uncharacterized. The record is from RefSeq and is a predicted model, not a curated record. NCBI's taxonomy places the organism in Eukaryota, Fungi, Ascomycota, Leotiomycetes, Helotiales, Sclerotiniaceae. The transcript has 3 exons. The coding region runs from base 1 to 312 and encodes 103 amino acids.
AUGUCCAACUCCAACGACCAUUCCCACGACGACAUGAAAAGCACAUCUGCUCUAAGCGAUUUGCUGCCUUCGUUUAAAACUCCUGGGGUACAAAACAUAGAAUCGGCAUAUUCCCGCGCCGGAGCGACGAAUAAUCAUACGCCUGGCCACGCUUCAGCACUCGGUUCGCAGUCGCAGAAACCGGGGAGUGAAGUGGCGCAGGGGGUGGGGAGUGAGAAGUUUAGUGAGGGGUUUAGUGAUCAGAGGGUUGAGCCAUCUGCUGUUGGCAAACUAUUUAAUAACUUAAUCAAUGGUACGGAUAAAUCGAAGUGA